Zychaea mexicana is the source of this 815-nucleotide messenger RNA. RefSeq lists its product as uncharacterized. The record is from RefSeq and is a predicted model, not a curated record. NCBI's taxonomy places the organism in Eukaryota, Fungi, Mucoromycota, Mucoromycetes, Mucorales, Lichtheimiaceae. The transcript has 5 exons. Gene Ontology annotation, biological process: glutathione metabolic process. Gene Ontology annotation, molecular function: glutathione transferase activity. The coding region runs from base 109 to 774 and encodes 221 amino acids.
AAUUCAAUUCGCACAUAAAAGACGAUGGAUACGAAGCACAUAUCCUAUUCCUGAUCUAUAGUUUCUUUUCUUCUUACUUUCCAAUCUACAACGACAACAGUUCUUAGAAUGACCAUUUCUUCACACGUCAAGCUCGCCUACUUUGACAUUGGCACCAACGGUUUUGGUGAGUAUGUCAAGCUCCUUCUUCAAGACUCUGGUGUCUCCCACGAUUACGAACGUAUUCCACUCGAUCCCGAGGAAUGGUCAGCGAAAAAAGAGGAGUUGAAAAAGAGCAGAGCGCUGCCUUUUGGUACUCUUCCGUAUGUCGAAAUAGAAGGCAGAUAUUAUGGUGGCAGCACGCCUCUUUUGCGUCUUCUUUCCAAAAAGCUCGGAAAGUACCGCGGUUCUGGUAGUGACGAUGAUGAGUAUUUUCUCGAUGCGGCAACAGAUCUCUGCCUCGACUGGCGCAAUGCUGCAAACAAGGUCCUCUUCGCCAAAAAGACCAAUGGGGAUGUUGUGAAGGCCAAAGAGUAUUACGUUCAAACGGAUGCUGUUAAACACUACGGUAGAUUUGAUGAGGCCUACAGCUUACAUGAUGGUCCUUACCUCUUGGGCCAAGAAAUUUCGUAUCCUGAAUUCUUGGUUUAUCACAUCAUUUAUAACGAUGGCCGUACGAAGCAGGGAUUGGAUAAGUAUCCUAAUCUCGCUCGCUUUAUCAAGGCAUUUGAAGAGCGAACAAAUUUGAAGGAAUACGUUACUACGCUUCCUGAAAGCCCUUCAUUUGCAACAUAGAACACUAUCAUGUUUCGAUUUAUUAUAAUAAAUAACAGUAG